UUGGUUGAUGUCGAAACUGUCGCUUUGUUUAUUGGUUAGGUAUAUGAACAACGUAGCAGGUGCAGCCAUGUCUGGUCUGCUGCUGGUGCUGGGUCUGCUGACACACCUGGUGUUCCUGGCCUCCGUGUUCGACAUCUACUUCACGUCGCCACUAGUGCACGGCAUGACGCCCCAGCAGCCGCUGCAGCCGCCACCUGCCCGCCGCCUGGUGCUCAUCUCUGCCGAUGGACUGCGCGCCGACCGCUUCUACGCGCGCGCCGCGGACGGCCGGCCUAUGGCGCCCUUCCUCAGCUCGGUGGCGCGCGAACGCGGCGUCUGGGGCGUGUCCCACACGCGCGUGCCGACUGAGUCUCGGCCGGGCCACGUGGCGCUGGUGGCCGGCGUGUACGAGGACCCGAGCGCUGUGACGCGCGGCUGGCGCGAGAACCCCGUGCCGUUCGACACGGUGUUCAACCAGAGCUCGCAUACGUGGGCCUGGGGCAGCCCCGACAUCGUGCCCAUGUUGGCCCGGGGGGCUACUCCCGGCAAGGUGGACACGUUCACGUACGCGGCCGAGGAGCAGGACUUCGCCCGCGGCCGUGCCUCCGACCUGGACGCUUGGGUGUUCGACCGCGUGUCGGCGUUCCUGGCGGCGGCGGCUCGUGACCCGACCUCGGACGCCCGGCUGCGCCAGCAGGGUGUGGUGUUGUUCCUGCACCUGCUGGGCCUGGACACCACCGGCCACGGCCACAAGCCCCAGUCCAGCCAAUACGCUGACAACAUCCGGUUCGUGGACGAAGGGGUGGAGAAGAUCGUGAGCCAGAUCUCGGAGUACUACAACGACAGCCGCACCCUGUUUGUCUUCACGUCCGACCACGGCAUGACUGACUGGGGCUCUCACGGCGCCGGCGACCCGUCCGAGACAGAGACGCCGCUGGUGGCCUGGGGCGCUGGCGUACGCGGCCCGCGGCCUGCCGCCGCUGACGCCGCCGCCGCCGCCGCCGCCGCCGCCGCCGGCCUGCCGCUGCACGAGCUGCGCAGGACGGACGUGGCGCAGGCAGACCUGGCGCCGCUCAUGGCCAGCCUGACCGGCCUCAGCAUCCCCGUCAACUCUGUGGGCCGGAUGCCGGCGGACGUGCUGGGAGUGCGGCCCGAACAGAGCGCCGACCUGCUGUUCACCAACGCCCGCCAGCUGCUGUGUCAGUACGAGGUGCGCCGGCAGCAGCGGCGCGCCGCCACGCUCGGCCCCCUGUACUGGCCGCACACCACGCUGGCGCCGCACGUGCAGACCCAGAUGGUGGACAAGGCGCUGGACUACAUGCAGCGACAGGACUGGGACAACGCGAUGUUCUUGAUUGGUGAGCUGAUGGACCUGGCGCUGGAGGGCAUGCAGUACUACCACACCUACGACCGGCCCAUGCUGCAGGCGGCCAUCACGCUCUGCUACAUCGGCUGGAUCUUGCUGCUCACCUCCCACCUGGUCAAGACGAGCGGACGCUCGGUGGCGCCGGACGAGCCGGCGGCCGGCGGCGCUGCCACCCUUCUUCUGGCCGUCUCCGGCACCAGUCUGGCCGUGUUCCUGAUCGUCGCCAAGUCUCUGCCGGCCCACUAUGCCGUGUACCUGCUGCUGCCGGUGCUGAUCUGGUCGGUGCUGGCGUACGACGGCCGGGGCCUGGGGGCGGCGCGCGCGGCGGCCGCCGACAGCGUGCUGUCGGUGCUGCUGGCGGCGCUGCUGCCGUGGCCGCUGACGCUGCCCCGCUACAGGAAGCGGCUGACGCUGCUCUGGACCGCCUCUUCCCUGUUGCUGGCCGCCUUCCCUCUCAGUCCGGUCAUCACGCACCAGGCCAACUACACGCUGGUGAAGGCGGCGGCCCUGCUGUCCUGCGCGGCGGUGUCGCUCGCGGCCCUCUCGGGAGAGCUGCGCCUGUUCCGGCCGGCGGACCGGCUGCGCGAGCCGCUCCACUCGCGGCUGAUCCUGCUGCUGCAGGUGGCGCUCUUGGCGGCGGUUGCCGGAGUGACCCACGCGGUGGAGGCAGCCGUGCAGGGUGGCGCCACCGUGCCACAGUACAUCCACUGGGCCGCCUGGGCUAUGCUGGUCGUCUCCUGGCUGUUGCCCUGCCUGACGUCCACGUGGCUGCUGGCGCGCAUGCUGCACGUCACUGCCGCGCUGCUGGUGCCCUUCCUGCUGCUCAGCCUCGGGCAGGAGGCCUUCUUCCUGCCGCUGCUGGCGCUCCACCUGUACUCAUGGACCAGACUGGAGCACACGGCCGAGCAGAAACAGCUGGCAAAGCUGUCCUUCGACGACCCGCUGCGGAAGAACGAGGCGCGCCGGCCGGCUCACUUUGGCGACACGCGCCGGGCCUUCUUCUACUUGUUGUUCGUCUUUCUGGCUUUCUUCGGCAUCGGCAACAUGGCCAGCGUCAACUCGUUCGACCCGACCUGCGUAUACGCAUUUGUCACCGUGUUCAGUCCAUGGCUGAUGGGCGCCCUUCUGCUGACCAAGAUUCUCAUGCCGUUCCUGCUGGUCUGCUGCUUUGCCCGGGCCGUGGCUACCGUUACCAGGAUGUCGACGGAGCGCCUGUUCCUGACGGUGCUGCUCAUGUCCGACAUCAUGUCCAUCCAUUUCUUCUUCCUGGUGACGGACACCGGCUCGUGGCAGGACAUCGGCUUCUCGAUCUCGCACCACGUGAUCGCCACCGGCACCUCCUGCUUCCUGCUGCUGCUGCACGGCGUGGCGCGGCAGCUGACCAGUGCCACCUGGUGGGCACUGGUCGAACCUGUGCUUACCGAGCGGCGCCGCAGUCACGUCGACAAGUUCGGCACCGAUCACCUGGAGGUCUCCGUGGUCGGCGGGGACGGGUCUCUGGGAACCAAGCUGGAGUAGGGCCGCGUCUGUGAUAACAAUGGAAGACGGGUGCCUUUGGCAUGCAACCUCGGCUUCCCGACGAGAUUAUAAGUGAAAUGUUUGCUUCGUGCACGGUAUUAAGCUCGCGUCAACUAGGGGUUUGGGGAAGAUUUGUAGGAAACGGCUCUGAAAUAAGCAUGUUGCACAUAUUGGCUGCUGCAGUUCAUGUCUGCCUCGGUGACUGGCAAAACGUGUGUUUUUGUAGCAAAUACUCUGGAGAGUGCCCCUCUUUGUUUAAUUUCUUACAUUGACGUUAGGGUUUCGUGUAAUCAGCACUGCGACUUCUGCAUUUCCCAGCUGCGCUUUGUUUGGGCGCCUUGUCCUUGUAUGACGCCGUGCGAGACAGUGCCUUGGUGUAUCCGCGUCGGAUGAAGCCAGCCAUCUCGUCUGCCGGCGCCCUGCCAGAUCUCACCUCGCCAAAAAGCCUCGAGUUUGCGUUGCUCGUCUGAUGCUGUUUUGACCAGGCUCCAGGCUCACCCCUUCUGUCGAUCAUGACUUUUGCGCUGUAUCCACAGUAUUGACUGCUUUUUUUGUAGGAAGGGCAUGAGCAGGGUACCGACGCUGGGGUAUGAACCGCUGUCGGCUGGGCGUUACGCCCUUUGACGGGCAUCCUCGACGCUGUCCUGUGCAGGAUACCUCCGGCGCCUAGCGCCACCAGCCGCUCUCGCGUCCUAGUCGCUCGGUAGCGCCUCUGAAGAGACGCGGCUGCCGGGGCGCCCCGCCGCCCGCCGCUGUGAACUCUGAUCCUGGUCGGAGUACGCCCGUCACCGCGAGCUGACGGUGCGGUGACAUCGCGCUGGUGGCAGACGUCUGCACGUGGUCGUCACAGAUCACGUCACAGGGACGUCACAGAUCCGCGGCGUACGAUGCGCAGCUACAACGGCGGCGGCCGUGGAGGGAGGUCGCCUGCAGGUUGUGCGGUACGGGACGCCGCUGUGUCGGCGCGCGCAGACCGGGCGCUGGUCGGCGGUGAGCUGGAGCGAAGCCGCCCGCCGGCGUCUGUGUGUGCGCGGCGCGGAGUCGUGGCGCGGCCUGUGCGACGGCCUGGGGCAGUGGCAGCGCGUUUUGUCUGCCGUGCAUUCUCUGUUUCGUGAUUAGUGUUGCGUCGCGUGCCGUGGUGUACUAUUCAGGCCUUUGUAGCUGCUCGUUUACCAUGGGUGAUAGCCCGCCUGGAGUGCGUUCAACGGGAGCUCUACGUGUUACCUAUUGGCUGUUUAAAGAUUUCAUUAUCUUGCCUGUUGCGCCAAACCGCGUUGUGCGUUUGUCCACAUUUUAAUACAGGUUGGGCGGGUAAUUGCAACU
Messenger RNA from Pollicipes pollicipes, 4186 nucleotides. It is a transcript of the gene PIG-N, whose product is annotated as Phosphatidylinositol glycan anchor biosynthesis class N. The record is from RefSeq and is a predicted model, not a curated record. Bases 8 to 2863 code for a protein of 951 amino acids. Gene Ontology annotation, biological process: GPI anchor biosynthetic process. NCBI's taxonomy places the organism in Eukaryota, Metazoa, Arthropoda, Thecostraca, Pollicipedomorpha, Pollicipedidae. The transcript has 17 exons. Gene Ontology annotation, molecular function: mannose-ethanolamine phosphotransferase activity. Gene Ontology annotation, cellular component: endoplasmic reticulum membrane.